GAAUACACUACCUAGACCACGCCCAGCUGAGCGGAGGUUGUUUCUCUCGAGUAGAAUUUUCCUUUUGCGGUCCUGGGCACCGAUUGUUUAUUUUAAAAUAUUUAGCUAUAGUGAUUUCAAUUAUUUCAUUUGUACAAGUACAUGCAUGCUCCUGUUUGUCUUUUGUUCUUUUGUGGUUUAAGUUUAUAGUAUACCCACCAACUGACUGCAACUUUAGCUUGCCUGCUCAAGUCUCAGCGCGUUAUCUGGGGGUCUUUCAGUCCCCUCAAGUAUGAGUUCAAGAUGAAACGGCGAUUGGAGGAACAGGAACCAGUCUUUGCGUCCCAACAGCGGCGCCUUCCCGGCAACACUGAGACUUUCCAGCACCGUGCCCUGGCCCCAUCGUCGGCUGUAUACGAGGCCGUGGCCGACAGCAUGCAGCCCACCGCAGGCAGCAUCCAGUAUUCUGUCCCUCAGGGAUACCAGGUGCCCUCGGUGCCCCAGAGCUCGGGUGUUCACGGGCAUGCCCCUAGCCCGGCCGUGCAUGGUGGCUCCCACCACCAAAGUCCAGCCGUCCAAUCCCACGGGCCAACUGUGAUGCAGGGCCAUGCUCACCCCCCCGCACCCCCUGCCACAGCCCAGGGCCAGCAGCAGUUUCAGAGGCUCAAGGUGGAAGAUGCUUUGUCGUAUCUGGAUCAAGUGAAACUGCAGUUUGGCAACCAGCCACAAGUGUACAAUGACUUCCUGGACAUCAUGAAGGAGUUCAAGUCUCAAAGCAUUGACACUCCGGGGGUGAUAAGCAGGGUGUCCCAGCUCUUUAAGGGCCACCCCGACCUCAUUAUGGGCUUCAACACCUUCCUGCCACCGGGCUACAAGAUCGAGGUUGCAACCAACGACCUGGUCAAUGUGACCACUCCUGGUCAGAUCCACCACAUCACACCUCACGGCAUAUCGGUCUCCCAAAUCCCCCUGACUGGACCCCCCACUCCGCACCAACCCCAUGUGGCCGCUCCCACCACAUCUGCCCCACUUCCUCCCAUGCAGCCAACCCCUGCUAAGAUUAGCAAGCCGCUGCAGUCUCUAGCCCUUACACCAAGCAGCCAGCCCAAUCCAUCUAUACCAGCCUAUGCCUCCCCCCGCUCCCCACCCCUGCAGCCCCACACCCCAGUCAGUGGCGCGCCCAACAUCCCUCCUCUGCAGAACAAUCAGCCUGUGGAGUUCAAUCACGCUAUCAACUACGUCAACAAGAUCAAGAACCGGUUCCAGGGCCAGCCUGACAUCUACAAAGCCUUCCUUGAGAUCUUGCACACGUAUCAGAAGGAGCAGCGAAAUGCUAAGGAGGCAGGUGGAAACUACAUCCCUGCCCUAACAGAGCAGGAGGUCUACGCCCAGGUUGCCCGGCUCUUCAAGAACCAGGAGGACCUACUUUCAGAGUUUGGCCAGUUCCUUCCUGACGCCAACAGCUCGGUGCUUUUAAGCAAGACUACAGCGGAGAAGGCGGAGUCUGUGCGGAACGACCACGGUGGCACGGCGAAGAAGCCACAGCUCAACAACAAACAGAGACCCAAUCAGAACGGCUGCCAAAUCCGCAGGAACUCUGUGACGGGGGUAACACCCCCUGUCAAGAAGAAGCCCAAGUUACUUAAUUUGAAAGACUCGUCUCUGUCAGAGGCCAACAAACAUGGAGUUGGCACAGAAUCUCUGUUCUUUGAGAAGGUGCGGAAGGCCUUGCGGAGCGCAGAGGCCUAUGACAACUUCUUGCGUUGUCUGGUCAUCUUCAAUCAGGAAGUCAUCACCAGGGCUGAGCUGGUGCAACUGGUGCUGCCCUUUCUGGGAAAAUUCCCAGAGCUGUUCAAUUGGUUCAAGAACUUCCUAGGAUACCGGGAGAUGUCCCACAUUGAGAACUAUCCCAAGGAGCGUGCCACAGAGGGCAUCGCCAUGGAGAUUGACUAUGCUUCCUGUAAGAGGCUUGGCUCCAGCUACAGAGCCCUGCCGAAGAGCUACACACAGCCUAAAUGCACCGGGAGAACGCCACUGUGCAAAGAAGUCCUCAAUGAUACCUGGGUAUCGUUUCCUUCCUGGUCAGAAGACUCGACCUUUGUGAGCUCCAAGAAGACCCAAUAUGAGGAGCACAUUUACAGAUGUGAAGAUGAACGCUUCGAGCUGGACGUGGUGCUGGAGACAAACCUGGCCACCAUCCGCAUGCUGGAGACUGUACAAAGGAAACUGUCCCGCAUGUCAGCCGAGGAGCAGGCCAAGUUCCGCCUGGACAACACACUGGGAGGCUCCUCCGAGGUCAUCCACCGCAAGGCCAUCCAGAGGAUAUAUGGCGACAAGGCCGCUGACAUCAUGGAUGGGCUCAAGAAGAACCCCGCUGUGUCUGUUCCCAUUGUGCUAAAGAGGUUAAAGGUCAAGGAGGAGGAGUGGCGGGAAGCCCAGAGAGGCUUCAACAAGAUCUGGAGGGAGCAGAAUGAGAAGUACUACCUAAAGUCUCUCGACCACCAAGGCAUCAACUUCAAGCAGAACGACACCAAGGUGCUACGAUCCAAGACGCUGCUCAACGAGAUUGAGAGCAUCUACGAUGAGCGACAAGAGCAAGCACCAGAUGAGAAUGGCACGCCUUCCAGUGGCCCCCAUUUGACUCUGACAUACGAAGACAGCCAGAUCUUGGAAGACGCAGCCGCCCUCAUCAUCCACCAUGUUAAGCGCCAGGCAGGCAUCCAGAAGGAGGACAAGUACAAGAUCAAACAAAUCAUCCACCACUUAAUCCCUGACCUGCUGUUUGCCCAGCGGGGCGAGCUCUCAGACGUGGAGGAAGAAGAGGAGAUGGAGCUGGACGAGGCCGGAGCCAAGAAGCACAACGGCGUCACGCAAGGUGGCAGCCCAACCAAGUCCUCCAAGCUCCUCUUUAGCAACACUGGUGCCCAGAAGCUAAGGAGUUGUGAUGAGGCCUACCACCUCUUCUACGUCAACAAUAACUGGUACAUCUUCCUGCGGCUGCAUCAGACCUUGUGCUCGCGGCUGUUACGUCUUUACGGGCAGGCAGAGCGGCAGAUUGAGGAGGACGUCCGCGAGCGCAACUGGGAGAGAGAAGUGCUGGGCCUGAAGCGGGGCAAGAACGAAAACACUGCCAUUCAGCUGAGACUGAGGGAGCCCAUGGAUAUUGAGGUGGAGGACUACUACUCUGCCUUCCUGGAAAUGGUGCGGAACCUUCUAGAUGGUAACAUGGAACCAGCUCAGUAUGAGGAUUCCCUCCGAGAGAUGUUCACCAUCCAUGCCUACACUGCCUUCACCAUGGACAAGCUCAUCCAGAGCAUUGUCAGGCAGCUCCAGCACAUAGUAAGCGAUGAGAUCUGCGUGCAGGUGACAGACUUAUACCUAUCGGAGAGCACCAACGGAGCCACUGGAGGUCCCCUUCCCACCCAGACGGCCAGGGCUUCCACAGAAGCAUGCUACCAGCGCAAGGCAGAGCACAUCAUGUCUGACGAGAACUGCUUCAAGGUUGUGUUCCUGAAGAACAGAGGCCAUGUUCAGCUCACUGUGGAGCUUCUGGACACGGAGGAGGAGAACUCUGAUGAGCCCAUGGAGGCAGAGCGGUGGUCAGAUUACGUGGGUCGCUACCUGAAUUCUGACUCAACCUCUCCAGAGUUACGGGAACACCUUGCUCAGAAGCCUGUCUUUCUCCCCAGGAAUCUCAGACGGAUACGGAAAUACCAACGUGGUAGGGAACACCUGGAGAAGGAGGCCAGCGAGGGAGGGAAAAGGUCUGUGGAGAAUGCAGAGAACCUAAAGAUGGAAUGCAUGUUCAAGCUCAACUCCUACAAGAUGGUCUAUGUCUUCAAGUCUGAGGACUACAUGUACAGACGCACUGCCUUGCUGCGUGCUCACCAGUCACACCAGAAGGUGAGCACACGGUUGCACAAACGCUUCCAGGCCUGGGUGGACAACUGGGUGAAGGAGCAUGUCACCCGGGACAUGGCCGCCGAAACCAGCAAGUGGUUGAUGGGUGAAGGGCGUGAUGGCCUGUUGCCGUGCACCACAACUCGCGAGCCAGAGAUCCUCCACUUCAUGAACAUUAACAAGUACCGUGUCAAAUAUGGUCCACCAUUCAAAACUGCAUAACUGACUAAGAAUGGAAAGGGGGUUGUGGGGAGGUUGUAGUAGGACCGGUAAUAGGUGACAAGGAGAGGGCUUCUCAACAACUUUCAAAGCUGAUAUGGGAGCAACACAAAGCUAGCUGCCGUGUCGUACCGGGGCGACUGGAUCACUGUUUUUACCAGCGUUUUUAGCUGUGCCCACUUUUGCAGGGCCUUUGGUGCCAAAACGUAGGCGUCGUCCUGUUGUUUAAGAUCCAGACACAGUCACUGACCUUAACUCUUACCAACAGACCAAACCACAUCACAAAUCAAGGUCUUAAGGGCUUUAACGACAGGCUCCUGACUUUUGGACUGUGCACUCCGAUUGGAGCCUGCUACAUAAUGGCAUCCCUUGCGCUCAGUCGGUAGGCUAGGGGUUUCUUAUUGACACAGUAAUACAUGAAGCCAUCAGAAGAAGGGGUUUGUUGUCAGGUAUGUAUUUGGACGGUGUAACUGCAGUAUCCGUGGAAAUAGUUUUGGGGGAUAAGUGCACUUAACUACGUAAGUGGAUGCUUUUGAGGUUUCCGAAUUGCCUCGGUUUCAAGUUUGCAUUGAGCUCAUUGUGGACUGUUGUUAAAAUGAUCUGGCACAACGAUAUUCCUGUGUUAUGGCGAAGUCUCAAUAACCCAUCACUUUAAGAGGAGAAAAUGAAUUGCAGCAUUAAUAGAACAACGCCAGAGUCAAAAGCAGCAUUGUCUGUGGAGGAGUGAAAAGCACUGUUGCGUUUAAUGUAAAAGACAAGUAGAUUAGCCACACAACUCUGCUGUGUCUGACUGUAAAAUUGUAUAGCUUGUGAAUGUCAGAUAAUGACCUGUGCGGAUGUGCGCGUGUGUUUGUGUGAGUGUGUGUAUAUAAGUAUAUAAACACAGCUAAUCCUGACCGCCCUGGUAUUGAAACACUUUGGAGACGCUGGCAGUGCGCUACAUUGCCAAUACACCAGCUUGUAUACAUGAACAGAGAUCGUUGCAGACGGACUAUUCACACACUGCUCACAUUGUAAAUAAACUGUACAUAUUGUCAGACCUUUUUUAAGACAGAUCUGCAUUGUUGUGCUAGUAAUACUUUCCAAACUUACUGUGGACUAGUGAGAGAUUGCUGAAGUUAGAACGUGUACAGUACCUGUCAAAAGUUUGGACACUUACCCAGUAAGUGUCUAAACUUUUGGCUGAUAAUGUAUAUGAAAACAAAUGCAAGAACGUUUAUUACAGUUUUUACCAAAGGGAGUUGAUUAAUGCUAGUUGUUUUCUUUUUCCUUUGUGUGUUUUUUUUUUUUUUUGUCUUUUUUAUUAUUAUUCUUGUAGUAAGAAAUGUUAAUUUGAAAAGUAGAAAUGUAUCCAGGUCUUUUUUUGAAAUGGACGUUUUUAUAAAAUAUUUUAAUUUUUGGAUGUUUGAAAGUGGCUCUCAUUUCAGUCAACAUCACUGCCCAUGUGAAUUUCAUGAACAUACUCUAAAUGGGACAGAGUAGAACUGGGAUCUAUGCUUAGUUCUUACUUUCAGUCCUCAGACAGCAAAAAUACUUUUUGUCUCUGCCACCCUGGAUAGAUUUCUGCUCAGAAGAUAAUGGAAUAUAUAUAUAUACACACAUUUUUAAUAAUGAAAGUCACUUGAGCAUGUUUUGUCUGUGGAUCAUAGCCCCUUUAUUUGAACAUUAUUUAAAAUAAUAAUAAAAAAGUACAUUUGUA
This is a messenger RNA of Esox lucius (northern pike), 5797 nucleotides long. It is a transcript of the gene sin3aa, whose product is annotated as SIN3 transcription regulator family member Aa. Gene Ontology annotation, biological process: negative regulation of transcription by RNA polymerase II. The transcript has 21 exons. Gene Ontology annotation, cellular component: chromatin. Gene Ontology annotation, molecular function: transcription corepressor activity. NCBI's taxonomy places the organism in Eukaryota, Metazoa, Chordata, Actinopteri, Esociformes, Esocidae. The record is from RefSeq and is a predicted model, not a curated record. Bases 283 to 4101 code for a protein of 1272 amino acids.